Messenger RNA from Funneliformis mosseae, 1443 nucleotides. NCBI's taxonomy places the organism in Eukaryota, Fungi, Glomeromycota, Glomeromycetes, Glomerales, Glomeraceae. The record is from the annotation of a GenBank genome assembly.
AUGUCACAACUAAUUCCAACUUUAAAACCUUUCGCUAAAACAAGUGCUACUGGUCAAAAAUCAAUUGUUGCCGACAAUUUACCACCUGUAGUACGUCAGAGACACAAAUCUGUCAUGAUAAAGAAAAGAACUAUUAAACAGCAAGUAUCUGACGACGACGACGGGAACAAAAAUGAACCUGAGGCUUACCGCCCUUAUACUGCUACCAAUAUCAAAAUCAAGAGAACAAAAUAUUCAACUUCAUUGGAUUCUCGAGGUUAUAUCCCUGUAUAUGAAUUCAUCAUUAACGACCAGCCAAUUAUGUGGGAUCGAGAGAAUGGAUACGUUCAUUUUACCGGUAUAUGGAAAGCCCUCGGGAAUAACAAAGCUGAUAUCGCUAGAUUAGUCGAUACGCAUCCGGAUUUAGCAUCAACUAUUAAAAAAGUUAGAGGAGGAUUUCUUAAGAUCCAAGGAACUUGGAUGCCACAUGAAAAGGCUUAUGAGCUUUGUCGUCGGACAUGUUAUGUUGUUCGCGAGGAACUUGUUCCUUUGUUUGGGCCUUCAUUUCCUUCGCAAACAUUAGAUCCGACGCAGCCCGGAUUUGGGCGCUUGACUCUCACCGAUUCAGUACCAACUAAGAAACGGCAACGACGCAAACCAAAAGAUACUCGUGUAGAUAACAUUUCUAUCACGAAUAAUAUUAAAGACAAGGGCAUGAAAGCUAGUAGAAUUAUAUCAUCACCAAUCGAAGAAAAUGGCGGUGAGAAUACUAAUAAUGUAAAGUGCGAAAUUCAUGAUGAUUUCUCCUCAGUUGAUCAAUCUCUACAGUUUUCCAAAUUUCAAAGCGUGGAGAGUAAUCGUCAUUUGGUUAUUUUACGCAAGCAAAAGAGAACAGCUGAGGACUUACAUUUCGUUGAGAAUAUGUUAGAAAAUCAGCUAUUAUCCAAGCGAAGGAGGCAUCAAUCCCCAGAGAACGGUAGUCUUGGUGAUGAUGAAAACUCAUCAUCUGAAUGUGAUCCAGACAAAUCAUUAGUUAUCGAUCGUCGUGGUUCUGAUUCAGCUUAUUCCAGUUCAUCUCAACAUUACGACGUAAAACACCAAUACUCACCUACCGAAGCUGCCGAUUUGAUGUCUAAAACCCGUCAUAAUGGAAUAUCUCAUUCAUUCAAAUCUUCCAAUAUCACAACCACCCAUAGUCAUCCACAAAUAGAUCCUUACACCCCGUAUCCUCCUCCGACUGUUCAUCCCACAUCUCCUUAUCAAACACCACCAUCACCUUUAACCGAACAUGACCUUUAUGACGCAAUUAGUGCUACUGUCGCUUUACAACAAUUAUCGCAAGAUAAUGGUACACGUCCUUUACAAAAGGAUCAAGCUCGUAACGCUUGGCCCCGAAACUUCAUCAUGGGUAAUCGAGAAUUCCAAUUUGUUGGAUGUCGUUAUCGCGUUGUACGUUAUUGGUAA